Messenger RNA from Hyaloperonospora brassicae, 516 nucleotides. Lineage: Eukaryota; Oomycota; Peronosporomycetes; Peronosporales; Peronosporaceae. The record is from the annotation of a GenBank genome assembly.
AUGCCGCCGCACUGGCAGGACAAGCUCGCGUGCUGCGGAAUUUCGUAUGAGACGGUGAACGAACUGGCGAUGUAUUUCGAGCGCCUCGAAAGGCGCGAGAGGCAGACUGGCCGGGAUCGCCUAAAUGGUCCAGCUAUCCAGGGUGGUGAAAAGGGUCAAGGUCGGCGCGACCAACAACGCCCUACCGCUAACCAGCGCAGAGAUCGGCGCAACCCUCGCGAGCAUCGCGACACGCGUCAAGAUCAUCGAGACCGACCUGGUGUACAAGGCGGCAAGAAGAAGCAUGACCGUCACCAAGAACACGGCAAGUGGUGUUCAUUCCACAAAUCAAGCUCGCACGAUUCCAGCGAAUGCUUUGCCCUCAAGAAGCAACGCGAAGAGCACAAGCCUGCCGAGACGAAACGAACUGCUCACAAAAAGAGUAAUUACCCAAGAUUCGAAGAGGAAGAGGCAAGCGACAGUGACAGCGACAGCGAGCUUAAGCUUACGCGAGUGGCACCUUCAAUGCCCUGCUAG